AUGGCGUGCUGUGGAGGUUAUAAUACAGGACAGUGUUGUGGAGGCAACCAAUGCCCAUCUCCUGAAAACAAUAACGACCACAACGACGAUGAUGUUUGGGCUGACCACGACGAUCUUCCACAGCAAACAAUAGCAUCUGAUUCUCCAGAUAUUGUUGCUCUCCGCCGUAAAUUUGCUAAGGAAGGGUACAUAGAUGGCAAAAGUCAGUGGCAAGAGUUGGGGCUCCAACAAGGGUUCGACCAAGGCUACCCAAUUGGUGCCAAAUUGGCGAUGCAAUCAGGGUGCAUCUUGGGCAAACUACAGAUGAUAGUGACAACUUACGAAAAUGAAAAAGACCACGAGCUUUUGAAGCAGUGUACUGAGGAGUUAAACAUCACUAACGUGUUGGACAGCAAGUACUUUGACCAAACCACCACCGAGUUGAUAGGCGAUGACCAUCCAGCGAUAUCCAAAUGGAGGGUCCUAGUGGAGGAAGCUGUCAAGUCAAGAACGUCGUCGUCCACCACCACCAUUGACUAA
Messenger RNA from Saccharomycopsis crataegensis, 519 nucleotides. RefSeq names its product Yae1p (gene YAE1). The coding region runs from base 1 to 519 and encodes 172 amino acids. NCBI's taxonomy places the organism in Eukaryota, Fungi, Ascomycota, Saccharomycetes, Ascoideales, Saccharomycopsidaceae. The record is from RefSeq and is a predicted model, not a curated record. The transcript has a single exon.